Molecule: messenger RNA, 936 nt
Organism: Nanorana parkeri
Lineage: Eukaryota; Metazoa; Chordata; Amphibia; Anura; Dicroglossidae
Product: mesoderm posterior protein 1-like
Exons: 2
Coding region: 1-936 (311 amino acids)
Biological process (GO): regulation of transcription by RNA polymerase II; somite rostral/caudal axis specification; mesoderm formation
Cellular component (GO): nucleus
Molecular function (GO): RNA polymerase II cis-regulatory region sequence-specific DNA binding; DNA-binding transcription factor activity, RNA polymerase II-specific; protein dimerization activity
Source: RefSeq, a predicted model, not a curated record
AUGGAUCUCUGUCCAGCACAACUGCAGUUCCAGGAGAAAAGACUGCUUCCAGGCUGUACUCCACUUCAGCAAUUGGGUUAUUCUGAUUCUGAAGGCUACAGCAGCCUUUCACCAACAUCUUCCAUUGACUCUUUUAACUUUUCUCCCCCAUAUCAGUCCUGUGCUUUCUCUGAAGGGCCUUACAACAGCUUCCAAAAUGGCUUGCCUCAGUCAAAAAACCUGCAAACCAAAGAAAUUCAACUGCCAACCAAGAGCCAAAGGUUAAGAAACAGAACUUUGUCCAUCCAAAGACAUAGUGCCAGCGAGAGAGAGAAGAUGAGGAUGAGAAAUCUGUCUACAGCCCUCCAGAACUUAAGGAGAUACCUGCCUGAUGCAGUGGCACCGGUUGGUAAAAGCUUGACAAAAAUCGAGACAUUGCGCCUGACCAUCCGCUACAUUUCUCAUCUCUCUGAUGUCCUCGGCUUGGAUGAUGAGACUUUGGAAAAAAGAAGGGAAGAAAGACUCAGAAGAUCCAGAUGCCCGGUUGGCCUGAACUGCUGUCAGGGUGAAAUGCAUGAACUCUGCUCAUUGACCAGUGCAGAAGUUCCACAGAUCUUCUCUCACUGCAUAACUGCUUCACAAAUGUGCCCAGAACCAGCAAACCAGGAAGGCAUGGACACAGACUACUUAUUACCAGCCAUGCCCUCUCCUCAGUUCUCAGAUCAUGGACUUCCUGAAGAGCUAGAUAACUUCUCACCAUGUGCAAUGAGCUCCACACCAGUUCAUUCAUCUACAGUUUCAGACCUGAAAGAGGACAUGACUUCAAACCCUCCAAUUUCUCCAGACCUAGGGUUUUGUCAGGAUAUGAUUGAUGACAUGUGGGAUGAGCUUGAAAUCAAAGACCAGUGCGCCACAUUCCAGAACCAACAAUCAAUCCAGAUGCAGGCUUUCUGUUAA